GGGGUGGCAUUUUCUAUAUUUCUCUGUUCUCUUUUCAUAUUACUCCUCUUUUCAUAUUACUCCUCUUUUUUAAAAAGCAGAACCAAUUCUUCCUCUCUGCAUAUUCUCUUUCUCACCUGUUUAUUUUCUAAAUAAUCCAGAAAUUUCGUUCCAGCUAAACCGGUAUCCGAUCCAAGAAUCCAUCUUCAUUUUCCUUUUUCUUUUUAUAUACUGCAUCUUCCAAUGAUCUUGUUAUUAGUUUGAAACGAUGACGAGGGUAACCCGUGAUUUUGGUGACACUAUGCAAAAAGAAGCUGUUCCGGCAGUAUCUGCUGAUGUGAUAUUUGCUUCUAGUCGAUUCCCUAAUUACAAACUUGGGACCAACAAUCAGAUUUUGGAUGGCAAGGAUGAUCCAAAAGUUCUGUCCAUGAAGGAGGUUGUUGCCCGUGAGACCGCACAGCUUUUGGAGCAGCAGAAACGUCUCUCUGUUCGUGACCUUGCUAGCAAAUUUGAGAAGGGGCUAGCUGCCGCUGCUAAGCUGUCUGAAGAGGCUAGGCUCAGAGAGGCAGCUUCGCUGGAGAAACAUGUCCUAUUGAAGAAGCUUAGAGAUGCACUUGAAUCUUUAAGAGGACGAGUGGCUGGCAGAAAUAAAGAUGAUGUAGAGGAAGCUAUUGCCAUGGUUGAAGCUUUAGCAGCCCAGUUGACUCAAAGGGAAGGAGAGUUGAUACAAGAAAAGACUGAAGUGAAGAAGCUAGCAAAUUUUCUUAAGCAGGCUUCAGAAGAUGCUAAAAGACUAGUUGAUGAAGAAAGAGCUUCUGCUCGUGCUGAAAUUGAGAGUGCAAGAGCAGCAGUUGAGAGAGUGGAAGAGGCCCUUCAAGAACAUGAACAAAUGUCUAGAGCUUCAGGAAAACAGGACCUGGAGGAAUUGAUGAAGGAGGUUCAAGAGGCUAGACGGAUCAAAAUGCUGCACCAACCAAGCAGGGUUAUGGACAUGGAAUAUGAACUUCAAGCAUUAAGGAUGCAACUUGAAGAGAAGUCAAAGCAUUCUCUUCAGCUCCAGAGAGAGGUCUGUUUCUCACUUAUGUUUUUGCAGCUUCUGAUAAAAAUCAACUUCCAACUACUUCGGAUCACAUGCUUUUUACCUUGGACAAGUUGAAGGAAGCGAAGAAAUGCAUAAUCUCCAGUUGGUUUUUCUUGAAAUGUCAAAACUUAACUGCGUAAAGGUUUGAUUGAUUGCAUGUGUGAUCAUAUGUUUUCUUAAUAUCCAUCUUAAAAAUAAACCAGUGCAUAUUCUCCCCAAAUGCUUAAUGUCUUUCCUGGUUCUUAUUAUUUAAUGUUUCCAGUUUCCCCAAUAUGCUAGAUAUUUUUUCUUAGUGUUCUUCUAUUAUAACGCUUUUGGUGCAUAUAUUUUCUUAUUUCUUAUGUCUAUGCUGGCUUCUUACAUAGGUAUGUAAUGCUGUUGCUUGGAGAUACAGGAAAUUAAAUUUGAUUUUGGAUUUUUUAACCUUUUACUUCUCCCUGUUCUGCAGCUGGCAAAGAGCAAGAGGAGUGAGGAAAAUAUAUCUUAUCUAUAUGAGUUAGAUGGUGCCGAAGCAUUAGGCUCAUUUCUGCACAUUAAACCUCGCUCUGAAAUUUCUCCUGAGCUUUCUGAAUGUUCAAUUCAAUGGUAUCGUAUAUCGUCUGAAGGCGGCAGGAAAGAGCUUAUAUCGGGUGCCAAUAAAUCAGUUUAUGCUCCAGAGCCCUUCGAUAUAGGUAGAAAACUGCAGGCUGAGAUUAAUAAUGAUGGACAGCAAAUAAUAUUGACAACUGCUGGUGCCAUUGAUCCAGCUCCUGGUUUGGGAAGCUAUGUGGAGUUACUUGUGCAGAGACAUGAUGUAGAAUUCAAUGUAGUUGUUACCCAGAUGAAUGGGGCUAAUCAUCAAUCAGAAUCUAUUCAUGUUCUACAUGUGGGAAAGAUGAGGAUGAAGCUUUCUAAAGGAAAGACUACAAUCGCAAAAGAAUUUUAUUCUAGUUCGAUGCAGCUAUGUGGAGUUAGAGGAGGUGGAAAUGCUGCAGCCCAGGCAUUGUUUUGGCAAGCCAAGAAAGGGCUUUCCUUUGUACUAGCAUUUGAAUCAGAGAGAGAUAGAAAUGCAGCCAUAAUGCUUGCCAGGAGGUUUGCUUUUGACUGCAAUAUCAUGCUUGCUGGCCCUGAUGACAGAGCGGCUUUAGGAACCUAAGAGAACCUCAUCAGGUGUCCAUUUUGCUAAUUGUAAUUAUGUUUUAGGGUUUUAUUAUCAUGUAUUAUAAGUUUGUCUUGGUAGAAUGUGAGGUCGGUUUGGUUGUGUGUUGAGUCUUUCUUCACUAUUCUUUGUUGCCCCCAUUUGACCACUUAUUAUGUUUUUUCUUUUCCAUUUUUCCUGUACCAACGGCAAGGCAUUAUUUUAGUUUGCCUGUUUUUCUUUUUUCAAGUGUAACAUAAUCUCACAAUCUCAUUUGGAGAAUUCUUUGGAACUGUUCAUACUUUGUGUGAUUCUUGAUUGUUUUAAGAGAUUGAUUGGACGGAUUUUGCUUGUUUUA
Messenger RNA from Rubroshorea leprosula, 2535 nucleotides. The record is from the annotation of a GenBank genome assembly. NCBI's taxonomy places the organism in Eukaryota, Viridiplantae, Streptophyta, Magnoliopsida, Malvales, Dipterocarpaceae.